Messenger RNA from Acaulospora colombiana, 453 nucleotides. Lineage: Eukaryota; Fungi; Glomeromycota; Glomeromycetes; Diversisporales; Acaulosporaceae. The record is from the annotation of a GenBank genome assembly.
AUGAAUGGAGAAUUAUUUUCGCCGUCGUUAUGGUUCGACGAGAAUCCCAAGUACACGAAGGAAAAUGCACCCGAUGCAAUCUUUUUAAUGAUGGGAAGAGCGGACUCCGGAUUGGUAAAGCUCUUGGAAAAGGCCAAACAAACGUCCGACCUGGAAAUUAAGAAAAGCGGAAUGAUAGAUAUGCCCGGCUCCAAUCCUCCAUUUUGUCAUUACGUUAAGAGGGGCUCCACCGAAUUACGCAUCACUUUCACCGUUUUUACAGGCUAUCAGCUGCAAUCGGUAGCAACUGUCAUGAAAAGACUGCACCCAAGGGUUCCAUAUAUAGUGGUAAUAACAAAUCGCGAUAAAUUGCCCGAGUUCAAUGAUACACUGGUGCACAAAUAUCUUGACCUCGAAUCCUUAGCCUGUCCUUCGAUAGAGAUCGUGGACGUUGACAUGGAUCACAUGGACGAU